Messenger RNA from Coffea eugenioides, 1191 nucleotides. Its product is annotated as methyltransferase-like protein 22. Gene Ontology annotation, biological process: protein methylation. Gene Ontology annotation, cellular component: nucleus. The record is from RefSeq and is a predicted model, not a curated record. The coding region runs from base 30 to 1064 and encodes 344 amino acids. NCBI's taxonomy places the organism in Eukaryota, Viridiplantae, Streptophyta, Magnoliopsida, Gentianales, Rubiaceae. Gene Ontology annotation, molecular function: protein methyltransferase activity. The transcript has 9 exons.
UCAGAAGUCGUAACAACCUGACUCUUGAUAUGGAAGGCGAAGACUCGUUGCGGCCACCGCCGGAUUUUCGUGGCACAUCGGAGUCGGAGGAGCAAGUCAUGAGCGAAGUUCACCUGGGAUGUCCUCCCGGCCAUUCUGGCCCCCAUAUCUCCCACUUUAUCAUCUCUCUUCCGGCUUCAGUUAGAGGCGGAGAUGAACCCAUUGAGGAUGAUUAUAGUGGUGAAAAGUUGAGUUUAGCGCGCAAAGAGUAUGACUUGGAUGGAGAUGGUGAUCUUAUCCUAAAACGACGCACUAAACCACUGAGGGAUUAUUUUGUAGUUGCCAUCAGGCAUAACAUUACUUCAUCAAUUCCAAGAGUUGGUCUGCAGGUGUGGAAAGCAGAACUAGUGUUGGCUGACUUUGUCUUGCACAAGAUGUUCACGUCAAAAGAGCUUGAUGGAAUUGUUGCAAUAGAACUUGGUGCUGGUACAGGCUUAGUGGGCAUGUUACUUGCACGCGUUGCUCGAACAGUUUUUAUAACAGACCAUGGUGAAGAAGUACUUGACAACUGUGCUAAGAACGUUCAUUUAAAUGCUGCAAUUUUCCAUCCUCGUGCUUCGGUUUAUGUUCGUGAACUCGAUUGGAAUUGUUCAUGGCAGCCUCAAGUAAUAGAAGAUUUAGAGUCCAAAGAGAGCUAUAUUUGGAACAAAACAGAGGUUGAAGAAUUCUGGAAAGCUUCUUUCAUUGUAGCUGCUGAUGUUAUCUACAGUGACGACCUAACUGAUGCAUUAUUCAGUACUUUACACAGAAUGAUGUCGAAGUGUCCAGAAAAGGUUCUGUACUUGGCACUAGAGAAGCGCUAUAACUUCAGUAUCGAUGAUCUGGAUGUUGUGGCGAAUGGUUAUUCGCAUUUUCGAAGCUAUCUUAGGGAGGGAGAUAGUGAUGGUGAUCUUGAAAGUGGAUCCUUGCAUAGCUUUCUGGGCAAGCGUGUUGAUCUCGCAGAGAUUCCUCAAUAUGUGAGAGAUUAUGAGAGAGGAAAUGAUGUUGAGUUGUGGCAGAUCAUGUAUGGAGAGAGGAAACAGUAGUGUCAUUUUGGAUUAGGCUUAUUAAAUUGUCUGUGGAGAUCACUUCAGUUUCACAUAUGCUUGAUCGAGAUUUUUGAAGUUUCUGAUUGAGCUUAUCAGCUCCUAUGGCUUUUCUUUUGUGCUGUCA